Molecule: messenger RNA, 1303 nt
Organism: Porites evermanni
Lineage: Eukaryota; Metazoa; Cnidaria; Anthozoa; Scleractinia; Poritidae
Source: the annotation of a GenBank genome assembly
AUGGACAGAGAUAACGUUCCGAAAUCGCCUCUUCCUCACGUGACUACCCAUCAAGCCGUAGUUAUGGCAGCUCGUCUAUUCGACCUGCAGGUCACAGCAGUUGAAGAUCUCAGCAGCUUCGAUGACAAAAACUUCUAUAUGCGAGGAACAUUGAAAGCACAAGAAGAGCGCAAUGUUUUGCCUAGUAACAAAGAGUUUAUCCUCAAAAUAGCAAAUGAGGUUGAUUCAAGCGACGAAUGUUUUAUUGCGACACAGCUCGGUGUGAUGACGUUCCUCAACGCACGCGGCUUUAAGUGCAGUACCCCUGUUCCCUCCGUCUUGGGCACGCCCUACGUGAUGUGUAAAAUCCCAAGACGUGACUAUCCUGGUGUUAUUGCCCUGGAAACUAACGGAGUCCACCGCGCUGCCGAGAUUUACAAUGGCGAAGCAUAUUCUGAGGAUGUAUUCAUUGUCUGCGCUGUACGGUUGCUUAACUAUGUACCGGGUAAAGUGCUGAAGCAAACUUCACUCAGCAACAAAGUGCUCUUUGAAGUUGGAAAGGCUGUUGGGAGGAUGAAUAGAGAGUUAAAGGUAAAAAAGUUAUUUAGCUUGUUAUUUUUGCAUUUCCAACGUAAUGUACGUUCGAACUGCGCCAUGGGACCAGCGGUAUAUCCCAGUGACGCAUGCUUUCUUUUGAUCAAAGGCCACUGAAAAUUUGCAGGCUUCCAUGUCCUUGAUAAUUUGGUUUUAAAACAGACAUGGAGGAAUAAGUAACCUAUUGGAGAAUAAAAGUUUAAGUGCAGCUUUAAGCCUUUUUCCGAGGCAACAAUCAAAUUGACGUCCUGUAGGUCAAAAAUGGUGACAGGAAGUUGACCUUUCGUGUCAGCCGAACAAUGCAUCGUUUCCUCACCCUUUGUUUAUCUAAAUUCUGGUGGAGACGCAACAAAAUUAUAUACAGGGACCCUCCUCCCCCUAAGGUUCAACCCCUUACCCUUUUAUAUACGUUUUUGAAGAUCUUGUCUGAAAGUUUUGCUUGAAUGGAACACAUCCAGCAUACGUUGUGGCCUUUUGGUUCCCGUGAUGCAGUUUUAUUUAUCAUAUGGUAAAUUUUGUUUGGCAGGAAUUUGAAUGUCAAACGCUGAGUCGUCCAGAUUUCCUCUGGGACAUGUCCCGCGCUGGAGAUGCUGUUGAGGAAUAUCUUGAAGCCGUCAGUGAAAAUCAUUACAUCGAAAUGGUUCAAGAAAUUUGUCACAAUUUUCGAAAGGAGGUUUUGCCAAAGCUGCACCUUCUGCCCAAGCAAUUAAUCCACGGUGAUUUGAAUCAA